GUUACCUAUGGCAUGAGCUGAAUUCACCAACAGAGGGCAGUAAUAGCAUAAUUUUGCUAUACUGCAGGUAGUAAUUCUGUGUUUUUAUCUAACUACUGUAUGUCUAACUAAAUUAACUCUUUAGAUGUCAUUUUAUACCGUCAGUGCAAGUCUGUUCAAAAGUGUGUCUAAGAUUUAAAAUUAUUACCAGGCCCUCACGGCCCUUGAUCUAAAUAAAAGUACAGUGUGGUUAUUUCUGAGUCUGUACUGUUCUGCAGCUGCAGGUUCAGACAGCAGAGGUCUCCCCUCACCUCAGACUGAAACCUAUCACUAACAGAUCCAUCAUGAGAAGCUGCUUAUGAACCUUGUAUUCAACUCAGAGUGAGAGAGUGACAGUGAUGGACUUUUUCUGUCCCUGAAGCAAAUCUGCCUUUCUGUCAGAACAAGGCAAGUGACAAGUGAUACAUUCCUGUUGACUCUUAUUAGGAAUUCAUAUUUUUACUAGAUACUAGAUUUUUCAAUAACUUUCUGCUCUUCCUGUAACUUUUUUUCUUUAAUUAUCCUCCUGCUUUCAACUUCUGUCCUCAAACUUCCUCCUUCCUGGUUGUUUCUCCCCCCUGGGAUUCUCCAAAAUGGAACACUUUGUUAGAACUGUGUCAGUCAGUGACCUGAUUCAGUUUCCUGCUGUCUCUCAUCUUAAGGUGAUUCCCACUAUUGCAGCAUUAGUACAGAAACUUGCAGCAGACAUGCGGCAGCUUGAAACCAUAAAUGGCUUCUUUUUUUAAAUGAAUGAACAAAUGAACAGAGCUCACGUUCAGCUGUUGUACUAGGAUUUUUUUUUUGUCAUGCAGCAAGUUGCUCCUUAGAGAAAAAUACAGAAGUUCUUAUUACCGAUUUACUGCCAAAAGAUUCAUAUCAUUAUCGUUUUCAUUGUAUAUUAUAAGCUGAGAUGCUUCUACUGCAUAGUAUAUGCCAGAAAUGUAGAUUAUAGAAGUUUUCAUGCAAUAUAUAUCUUAUAAUUUGAUUCCAUAUGCACAUAACUGAAAGAAUGUUUGCUUUGAAGUUUUUUGUUUUUUUUUUUGGUCUUUAAACUCUAAUAUUCCUUCUUCUCUUUCAGCCCACAGUCAAAGUCUGAUUUAUUACUAAGUGAGUAUUAACCUGCAAGAUAUUUGCUUUGGUGCAGAACAAAACAGUAACAGGAACAUGUGAUGAAAAAUUACAAGAGGAUUUGGAAUCAAUAAGGAUUAAAUUUAGGAAAAUAAGAGAAAAACAGGAACUGUAGUAGAAAGGUGUGAUGAUAGCAAGUUUGAAUCAGGGCACUAUGGUGUGGUGUCACUACAGGCUCGUUUGACUCUGUCACUCAUCUUUUGAGUGUCACUAGAUGGCAGUGUAAUGGAAACAAUUCCAAAUCCUAAAAUGGUAUUUAUCUGCUUCUAUACCAUUUCACAUUCACAGCAUUUAAAAGCAGGUCUGUCCUUAAUUUUAGCACCAUUUUAGUUAUACUAUUUUCUAUAGCAGACAAAUUGUGUAAUUUUACACCAGAAUACAACCAAUGUUACAAUAAUUUCAAUAUUUUAUAGGUUUGCAAUGUGGUCAGAUAGUCCUUUUCACAAGGCACCUAAUUAUAUUUUAAACCGCCUAAUCUGUUUCUGUUGGAUUCUGUAUUCUAGCCUGCAAUAUGUUUUGUUUAUCCCUGUUUAUAAUCAAACUAUGUUUUCAUAUUUUUCCUAUAUAUAUCUGGGGGGCAGGGGGGUUGUUUGUUUUUGUGCACCCUCAAUCUUAAUUAAAUACAGAGGAUGAGCAGCACAUAUAAGAUCCUUUUGUUCAGUUUUCUGUACUGUUUUUUUUUUUUUCAGAGGAUGGGCUUUUGUCUCCCUUUCUGAUGAGAGUUUUUAGAGGUUACCAAGGCAACUGUUGAAUUCAGUUUCAUUUUAGCUGCUGGGUUUGUCUUGUACAUGUUCACAGCACCAUCAUAUUCGAGGCAAAUUCAUUCCUGGCACUGAUCAGCAGUACACGCCGGUCUUUGUUCAUGGAAAAAGAAUUUAGUUGUUUGUGUAGAAUUGUAGAGUUUUUUUAUUAUAUUAUUGUUAAUUUUAAUGUAUUUAGUUCGAACAGGAAUGUGUCAGUAGUGAAUAGUAAAUUAAGAUAAAGAUUUAGUAAUUUAUUUGUCAUUGUUGCACAGCAUGUGUUCUCUGCAUUCAACCAAUCCCCAUAGUGAGCAGGGAAACGGUGGUUCCUGAGUCACGUCGAUGAAUGCAACAGGUUGAAACCAAAUUAUCUGUCUAUUUUUACACGCACACGUCUCUUUUUACUGUAGUAGUUUCAGUAACAGUUUGUUAAGUUUUAGGGCAGUUUUUAUGACUUUGUACCGUUUUUUUUUUCAAGUUAGCUAUGCGUUUUAGCUUGUGGCUAAUUCUAUGUUUGUAAAUUCUUUGAUCAAUGUCAGCUGUUUUCUAUUAAUUCUGCUCUAAGUGUAUUUAUUUCAAGGCUACCCUUUUCUUCUUUCUUUCUAUUUAAGACUUUUUUUGCUCUUUCUACGGAACGUUUUGGUAAGUUUUGGAGAUCCUAAUAUACAGUUAGCUGGUGGCUAUUUAUUUUGCAAGUUUAGUUUGACCUAUUUCUUUAUGUUGUUAAAAAUAUUUUAAAUAUCUGGUGGCCAGUGUUUCCUAUUUCCCUAUUUUAGACAACGCUAACAUCUAGAACCAAACAGAAAUUAGCCUAGCUGCCCAUUUCCCAUGAAGAACUUACUAAAGCAUUUUAAACAGUUAUUUACUGGGCCAAUAAAAUCCUACCACCUGGGAAUUCAAGAUUAAAAACCAAAAUGAGCCAUGUAAGCCUGGACUUCUUGUUUAUUUACCCUUUUUUUUAUUUUUUAUAAAAGGUUCAUCAUAUCAUAUUUAAAUAGGCAGAAGAAAGGAAAUAGUAUUAACUCCCAGAGAGGCUAGACAUUUACUGAAAUUAUCCCCAUGUUGCCACCUCCACAACAUCUUUAGCUACAAUCAACUCUGGGGCAUUUAAUGUCCUUUCACUGUUUUAUGAGUGAAAUUUACAGCCUUCUGCCCAUCUCCCCCCGCCUUGUCUUUGGCAUUGUCCUGAGGAGGAGGGUCACUGCGGAUUUGCUCAGAAAGGAAUUACCUUUUAAAGAUGUCAGUGCUGCCGACAUCAGUGUGAACACUAACAAGUGUCUUUCACAUCAUUUGAAUGUCUCAGCAUUCCUGAUUCCCCUACCUGGAUUUUAGUGCCUUCUAAUAUCAACCAAACAGUCUCUGUUCAGUUUUUUUGUUUUUUAUACUUGUCGUUUGUUUGUUGCACUGUAAGAUGCUGGUGCUGCGUUAGCGUUGCUGUCAUUCAUUUGUGCUCAAUGGAAGAUCAGUGAGUCGUUUAAAGAGGCUAAUUUAAUUUUUACAUUUGUGCUCAUGUGGUGGGGGUGGGAGUUAUCGUUCAGCCGUGUGCACAAUGUGCCAGGGGUUAUAAUUAACGUUACAAAUGCAGGACACGUAGGCUAUCAUUACUGCUAAUGUCUAUCAUGCCAAUACCGAUGUAAUAUCUGCAAGAGAAUACAAAACACUUAAGUGCUUGUGUGUAGCAGUAGUAGUAUUUGUCUGGAUUUAUGUGUGUAACAGACCAGACAUGUCUGAUAAUGUGUGUGCGCGCAUGUGUGUAUGUUUCCGUAGUACUAGCACAGCUGCAGUAAAGCCCAUCCCCUGCUUCCUUCUUCAAUGAGACUUCCAUCCUGGUAGUGAGGAGAGAAGCUGCACCAUUGGCCACUCCCCUCUCUUCUGGUAUUGGAGAGGAAAGGACGCCUCCCUCCCCUCUUAAAUUGAUGCAAAGUUUUAUCCUGAAGAAACUGGUAAAUGAAAACAGGUAAAUGCAUGCUAAAAGAAUUGACUUUAGCGUUGUAUCCUGAAACACCACCCCGCCCCUCUUUUCUCCACAUUCCAUUUUAAAAUAUCCUGUCCUAACAUUAAUACAAUGAGGCGUGACUCUGAGUGUCACGGUAGGACAUCUUGCUUUAUGUGAGAACAAAUUGUGUCAUUUUAUGGUCUUGAAGGUCAAAAAGUACGUUCAAAGUAAAUCACUUGUUUUUAGUCCAUACACAGGCCGUCAGUGACACAAAAUUGGUUUUAAUUUAGAGAUUUCACGCUCUAAGACACCUCUAAGACUCUGCUAAGAUUAUCCAACCAAAUUUACCCAUCUCUGUUGUUCUUCAUUGGGUUGUAACAGAAGUUGUACACCUUCUGGGCUUUAUUACUGCCACCUGUUGGGUCUGUUGUUCCCUUAAAAACAAAUAACCAGAAUUGUUCAAUUUACUUGGAAACAACUGGAAGAAGAAUCCCUUUGCCUUCUGGCUUUAAUGGGGGGUCGCUACAACGAUAGUCCCCAUAGUGACCUGGCAGAGCUUUCAUACCAGAUGCUCUUCCUGACGUAACCAACGUGGGUGUUGUCGAACCCAGAGCCUUUGUUGCAGGUAGGUUUCCUAUCGAUGCUUCACUCUCGCUCUGCUUACAAAAGAAGAAGAUUUGAAAAUACAGUCAGAGGGUAGCAGCCCUGCUGAUGAUACACCAUCAUAUACUUCCUGUUAUGAAUUUCUAUUAUUAUUGUUGUUAUUGUGGGUGUAUUAAAAAGGUGAUCUACACACAUUAUUCAAUGCAGUAACUCUUUUCAGACAAUAAAUAUUCAAAAAUAAGAUCAGCUUCUGUACCUAAAUGCUGUGUUAAUGCAGUUUGUUACAAGCUGUCCUCACAACUACAGCGAGAUGUUUUCAUGUGUGCCUCAGCCUGUGUGUUUGUGUGUGAGUAGAGGAAAGGGAGAGGCAGCAGUCAGUGCCGUGGGAUAGAGGAUAAAGAGAGAGAGGAAGGAGGAGGAGUAGGAGAGUGAAUGAGAAGCUGCUGGCUGUGCCUUGCUGCUGCAUGUCUGCCGUCUGCUGCUGCUGCUGAAGCUGGUGUUUUUUUUCUUCCUCCUCACAGCCACACCGCACUGGUUCUGGGCGCAGCCACGGCUCCAACAUCCACACUCUUCUUCACACUGGCGAGGAGAGAAAAGGCAAAGGGACGUGCUCAGCAGGAUUUCUCCAUCAACCGACGAGGGGACGCAGCAGCUGCAAAGGGGGCCUGACUCUACAAUUUAGGCAGCAGCUGCUUCCUCAACCAAACCCCCUUCCACCUUAUCUCAUCCUUUACACCACCACCACCACCUCCUCCUCCUCUCCUCUUCUGAUCCUCCCUAUGCCCUUGUCCUCGGUGGCUCCACUCACCUCCCUGGCCAGUAUAUGGAUAGAAGCUCCCUGUUUCAGCUCAUACAAGAGCAGCUGGACCCAGAGAACACCGGUUUCAUUGCAGUGGAGAACUUCACUAGCUUGGUGGAGGACCAUGAGCUGCAGCUGGACCCGUCUAAACUGGACAUGCUGCUAGCCCUCGUCCAGAGCAAUGAAGAAGGACAAGUGUGCUACCAGGAGCUCAUUGAGCUGAUGAGCAGCAAACGCUCCAGCAGUUUCCGUCGAGCCAUCGCCAAUGGCCGCCGCACGCUGCAGAGGGAAAUCCUGCUGGACGAAACGGGGCUGGGUCUGUACAAGCGCUUUGUGCGCUAUGUGGCCUACGAGAUCCUGCCCUGUGAGACGGACCGGCGCUGGUACUUCCACCAGAACCGCCUCUGUCCUCCGCCGGUCUUCAUCGCAGUUGUCACCAUUGUCCAGAUCAUUGUUUUUAUGUGCUAUGGCAUCAUGCUAAACAAGUGGGUUCUGCAGACCUAUCAGCCGGACUUCAUGAAGAGCCCUCUGGUCUACCAUCCAGGCCAUCGUGCUCAAGUUUGGCGCUUCUUUAGCUACAUGUUCAUGCAUGUCGGCCUGGAGCAGCUGGGCUUCAAUGCUUUGCUGCAGCUGAUGAUCGGCGUGCCUUUAGAGAUGGUCCAUGGGAUUUUACGAAUAAGCCUGCUUUACAUGGCAGGAGUGCUGGCUGGCUCACUGACCGUGUCCAUCACAGACAUGCGAGCUCCAGUGGUGGGAGGAUCCGGUGGAGUCUACGCUCUGUGCUCAGCACAUCUGGCCAAUGUUGUCAUGAACUGGGCCGGAAUGCGCUGUCCUUACAAGCUGCUCCGCAUGAUCCUGGCCCUGGUUUGCAUGAGUUCAGAAGUGGGUCGUGCAGUCUGGCUUCGCUUCUCACCCCCGCUGCCGUCCUCGGGGCCCCAGCCCAGCUUCAUGGCGCAUCUGUCAGGGGCCGUGGUGGGCAUCAGCAUGGGGCUGCUAAUCCUGCGCAGCUACGAGGAGAGUCUGCAGAAACAGUGCUCCUGGUGGGUCAUUGUCUUCUCCUUCAUCACCUUUCUCCUCUUUGCCAUCUUCUGGAACAUCUUCGCCUAUGAGCUUCUUGGUGUACAGAUCCCACCUCCUCCCUGAUACUGACCUCCUCCAACCCCCUCUUCUCUUCCUCUACACACACACAUACUUCCUCUCAAGUUAGUCCCACAUGAAAUGAUAUAAUGAGGUCAUUCUGAGUAAAAUCGACCUGAGAAUCCUUUUCUACAUACUUUGCAAAUCAAAGAAAUAUGUCUCUUUUAUUAAAGAGGGAUUACAGUAGCAACAAACACAGGGGACACUUCCUCUGAUCCACUUUGAGGAGUAAUAUCUUUUUAUACACAAAGGAAUCUCAUCUUCAUUACAACUGCUUUCCUUUCACUGUCCUUUCUUAAACUGUAAGAUCUCACGUAUGAUGAGUCUGAGUUAGUGACACGUGCCUCCGUUUAAAAGAGAGGUGGAACAAAAGCAGUAAAAACUUCUGUUUUAACCACAAACAGAUGUGGCUCAGAAGCAGGGAUGCCCUAAAAUCUAACAGAAAUUCAAAGAGGCACUCAAACAGAGAAGACUGCAGAAGUGUGCUGCACGGAACGAUUUCCAGCACAUUUAUUUGCAAGGGUAUCAAUAAACUAAAAAACAGAAGCACCUAUUUUUCUCAGAAAUCUUUCAAGUAGAUCACAGAAAAAUGUUGUUUGAGAUCAAAUAGUUUAGUCAAAAAAAUCUGAACAAUUUGAUCCAAUACAGACUGAUGUUUCCUACUUUUUCAAUUGUUUGCAAAUACAGCCCUGCUGUUGAAAAGUAAAAGGGCAGACUGUCAGAUAGAACUUUUUGCCACUUACACUCAAAAGAUCAGUGAUGUAUUGUUCGUGUUUUACAGAUUUAUUGAGAAGACCAAAUUUUUUCAGCCAGUUGAUUUUUUUGUAAAAAUCCUGGCUGCUGUCUUUACUGUACAUCAGCUGUGGGACGUCACAGUUAGGCUGCUACAGAAGGUGAAGGGUUUGACAAGUGAAGCUAACAGCCCAGGUCAUGGGAGCCAAGGCAGAAGCAGUUGCUUCUCAUCAGGCUGAAUAAAGAAGGCAGUGAAGCUGGGCCGGAUUUUACCAUGACGUCAUCCAGCCAUGCUGCCCCCAAAACAGUAAUGUUGCAGCAAUCAGAAGUAUGCAUCUGGGCUAAAACCAAGGUUAGAAGAGCCUAACGGAGACAGAGGUAUGUGACUAACUGUACAGACACUAGUUUUAAACAGUUCUUUUACAAUUAAUAUCUGGUGAAGAACUGGUCCAUAUUGCAUUGUAAUAUUAUUUUGAGCGUGUAAAGAGGAGAGAAAUCUUCUGGCAGCCGGUCCUCAUUUGUUCUGCAUCAGAUAAGUGUGUUAAAAAUGGACGGGACAAGUAGGAUAACGACGUCUGUGUUGGACAAAUUUUCUCAUUGUUGUUUCCACUGAUAGAACUUAAUGACCUACAGUGACUACAGUCAGGUCUCUCUCAUAAAACAACUUACAGAGUUUUCAAUAUUAAUUAAGAUGCAUAUAUUCCACCUGAGCAAUCAAAAUAUAUUUGCUUUGAUUGCAAAAAAGAUUAAGAAGCAGAGCAGGUGCAGAACAUGUGGAGGAAAAUAGCUUUAAAUGCAUUUUUUAGACAAAUUGUACGUGGAGUCUUUCAUUAUCAGGGAGUGUAGUAACUGUUAGAGGCUGUUGUCAUUCUUCACUUCAUGGCAUCUUUUAUGACAUUAUAUUAACACUGUGGAUACAGCGACAUAACUCAGAUGAUAAAAAUGGUAUUUUAAUCAAAAGAACUUCUUGGAUUUUUGUCACUGCAGCCGAGUGAUCUUCCGUAACUUGCGAGCAGCACCUUGUAAAUUAUGCCAUGUCAUUUUCUGUGGCUUAGCGAGACAAGGACACACACAGACACAUGAACAUGCACGUCCUCUUUGUCUUUGAGAACAGCCACUGCCUGAUUCUGUAGGUUGAUGAAGACAAAUUAAAGUGGACGAUGCUACACACACACCUACACACGUACACACACCUACUGCCUGUUCUCGCUCUGAAAAACUGAACUGAGGAGGACACCCAUGUGUCCCAGAAGGCUUUGGGGUCUCACUGUCGAACCCAGUCAAUACCUCAGUUUCUCAUUCUUAGGGACUGUAUACUUUUGUAAAGGAAUGUACGUAUCAAGACAGAAAAAAAAGAGUGUUAUUAAUUUGUCCCCGUUCUUUUCAUUUGACCGUGGAUGUGUAUAUUGUACGUUCAUAACCAAAUAUAUUUAUUUGAAUUAUGUUUCCUCAUUGAGGAAGAAAAGAUGUUGGAAAUUUCAAAUGGUGCAGUAAAAAAAAGAAGAAUGCUAUAAUUGUUUUCCUGAAACUUCCUGAAAAACAGUGGACGAGGCAGCAUCUCCUGGUGACCACCAUCAACACAGCUCAGUUGAUUUUCAUCAAAUAGUGUUUUACAAAAUAAGCCAUAGAAAGAACCGGGUUUAGAAGGAAUGAAACAGGGAAAGAAGGUGAUGUUGGUCUGUAACCUGCGGAUCAGUAGCUCAAGCUCAGCGCUUCUCAUUUUUCCACGUAGCAGAUCCAUCUUUGGAACUUGAUCUUUGUUGAUGCAUCUGAAUUUUUCCGUAUCUUAUGAGCCUCAGCUGCACUGUGCUGAUGCCUACCUACAGUCAGUCCAUGCUAAUGACAAAUAAUGCCUGUCAUAUAUUCAUAUCUGCCUGAUCCAAACACAAGCGAGCGUAGCAAUUACAUUGACUCCUGCUCUGUUUUCUCAUUUUUCAGUCUUUUAAUUUGUCAAUAAUUCAUAUGAAUGAGUGCCAGCUACCUGAGUUAAGGGUUUUCAAAGUAUGCGUCUGCCAAUUUGGAUCAUUGGCCAUAAAUUUGGUCCUCUGCAAUUUGCCUCUGCAUGAAAACGUCUGUAGUGACAGGAAGGCGAUGUGCUAAAUAAGAAUCUGUAUGAAGUAGCCAGAGGGCCAUUUUCAGACACAUAUUUAUCACUGCUGAAAACCCUUGCCUGUACAGUAAGAAAUAUUAUUGCUUGGGAUAGCAGAGAUACAUAGAUGAAUAAUGCAUUCAUGCCCUAUGGAGCUAUAAUGAAGUUAAAGAGAAUGCCUGAGUCUCUUUAACUUCACACUCACAGGAACUCAAGGAUUGUAAAAAAAAAAAAAGCUGGUUAAUGGAAAUGCUUUUGUAAAACACAUUAACUGUGACUAUUAUUCCCCCUGAAAGUCAUGCAGGAAUAAAAUCGAAGGGUUAUGAAUUGUAAUUGCCCCUCAUUCUCAAAAAAAGUAUUCUCAUCCAAUUCCUCCACCUGUCAUUCAUACAAAUGUCUUCAUUGGUAAAGAAAGAGAAAAGUUGGGGCAUCCCCAACAUCCAGCUGGGGUGAGGAAGUUUCCUGAGCAGCUUAUCACUCCUGUGCGAGCCAGACCUGCUGGCCUGCAGCCUGAGCAAGACAUUAAAACCACACACACCUUCAAACGAAAGUCAUCAGGCUGCAGCUCAGGGAAGGCAGUAAUCGAGGCCUGACUUUCAUCCUGGGUGGCUGACAGCUGCAGUGGUUUGGGUUUUGAAGAGAAUUAAGAGGGAAAAAAGAGGAAAGUACUGCGACUCUUCAUUUGAAGCCAUCUCUUUGUUUUCCUUUCCCUCCACUCGUGUGUCUCAACACUUCCACUGUCAGGAUGAAACAGGCAGUGUGAGGAAUAACCAGAGCUUACACCCAUCUGACAGAUGGCAUUGAUGUUUACUUUAGUAUGCUAUAUUUUCUGCAGCGUAAGGACAGCUCAGUGACUGGAACACCGAUCACUUGCAAAAAUUUAGCCAAGGACUAGAUAUGUAGCUCAAAUGUUACAGUCAUAUAUAUAUAAACUGUAUAUGCUACUGUAUAUAUUUAUAUAUACAGUAUAUUUCUACUGUAUAUAUAUAUAUAUAUAUGUUUGCGUGUGUAUGUGUGUGUAUAUUUAUAUACAUAUAUGCCCAUUUCUAUCAGUGUGUGGUGUUUAAAGGUUAGUGCCAAGGUCAGUGUCUACAUCAUCCGUACCUGGGUCUUUGUUGGUGUGACCGAAACCCAGCGUUUUGUCCAUUUCAUUCCUCGUUGCAGUCAAAAACGCAGCAUUGCUUGACAUUUCUGUUGCUUCUACGUCCACAUACUCCUCAUUUUCUAUUAAAUGGUGGAGUUUUUUUGUACUAAUUAUGUUGUGGUUGACUGACACGUCGAUGUGUGCCAUAUUCUCUACUGCCAUAAUAACUCUAUGAUGCUUCUGUUUCUUAUGUCAGUCCAUUGUGCUGUUAUGCCUAAUGCCUUUUUGAAUAGAAGCCCAAAGUCUGAACAUGGGCUGAGAGGCUGCAUUGCUGUUAGCUGUAUAAUUACUGACACACAGUUGAACCCACAGUGUAAAACAACUGUACGGUCAGUCGAUGCUCUCACAUCUGGACCUAGCUGCCUUUUCCUAGUGCUAACAGGACUGAACAUAUCUGGAGAAAUGUACAGUCCUGGUAAAAAGUCAUUAAGAAUUUUAAAUUCCAAUUUUAUGUGAUAAUCACAAUAAAGUCUUCAGGAGAUUCUGAAAAACCAAGCAGAAAACAGACAAAUUUAGCAAUUUAACACAAUUUAAAAAUAUGACUUAUUUUGGACUUCAAAUAUUGGUCAUUUUUUGCUUAUCUUGGUGUAAUACACAACAUCCAGAGAAGGUAGUGUGUAUAGGUCAAGGUGAAGCAAGGUUACAUGUGUUUUGUUGCAUUUUCUGGCCUUAUAUACUACUAAUUGUGGUUGAAAUGUUCAAAGGCUUAAAAAUGGCUGAACACAAAGACAAAAUAUGCAUUUCUAAAUCCUGGGAUUUGUAGGGAUCCAAAAGUCUUUCUCAUGGUCCAAUGUGCUGAAAAGGUUUGACUUAAGACUGGAACUGAAUGUUCUUGUUUCUGUGUGAAUUAUUACAUUUUUUGUAGAAACAAGAUAAAAGUCUGAUUUACAGAUGGAGAAGCUAGGCUGGACUAUAAGAUGUAUGAAUAUUUUAUUCUGUCACACAAACACACACGAGCAUAGAAGAAGCCGCAGUGCAGAUCAGCUUCUGUCUUGGUUUCCCCAGUUUCUUGCUUUAGUGCAGAUUCAC
Messenger RNA from Cynoglossus semilaevis (tongue sole), 11355 nucleotides. RefSeq names its product rhomboid, veinlet-like 1 (Drosophila) (gene rhbdl1). NCBI's taxonomy places the organism in Eukaryota, Metazoa, Chordata, Actinopteri, Pleuronectiformes, Cynoglossidae. The coding region runs from base 5249 to 6367 and encodes 372 amino acids. The transcript has 9 exons. Gene Ontology annotation, cellular component: membrane. The record is from RefSeq and is a predicted model, not a curated record. Gene Ontology annotation, molecular function: serine-type endopeptidase activity.